This is a messenger RNA of Schizosaccharomyces osmophilus, 1194 nucleotides long. It is a transcript of the gene swc3, whose product is annotated as Swr1 complex subunit Swc3. The coding region runs from base 1 to 1194 and encodes 397 amino acids. The transcript is spliced from 2 exons. NCBI's taxonomy places the organism in Eukaryota, Fungi, Ascomycota, Schizosaccharomycetes, Schizosaccharomycetales, Schizosaccharomycetaceae. Gene Ontology annotation, molecular function: ATP-dependent H2AZ histone chaperone activity. Gene Ontology annotation, cellular component: Swr1 complex. Gene Ontology annotation, biological process: chromatin remodeling. The record is from RefSeq and is a predicted model, not a curated record.
AUGAGUAUGGAUGAGAGUAUUUAUUCAGGAAAUGAUGAAGUGGUGAAAGAACGCGAAGAAUCAGAGUCUUUAAAGCUUGAAGCGAUUGUGAGCUCAAAUUUUUUACUACUCCCAAGAGCUAGUGAUGCUUUUAAUAGCUCUUUAGAAAAAGGCUAUCAUCCUAGGAUACUCUUCAGUGCCCUCAAGAAAAGCCGGGAGUCAGUUAUAAACGGAAAUCUUUUUGAAAGGUUCUCUCCUAGGGAAAACCAUUACCUUUCCGGUGGUAUUCUCUAUCCUCAUCACAGGUCUUUGGGAUCUGCCACUUUAUGCGUCGGUCCUCUUCGAUUUGAAGAUACCAGAUUUACAUUUGUACAUUAUUCUAAUACUGAUAAAGAACCCUUCAAUGCCCCAAACAUAUCAUAUGUGAAUCCUCAGUAUAAUGGUUUAGACUAUAGACCAAGCCUUAAACGACAAGCUUCAUUGAUGGAUACAGGAGUAGAGGAUGUCGAUGAAAAAGAGAGAGACUACGAGAAAGAUUUACUACCACCUCCUCAAUAUAGACCCCCGUCCCCUAAGAAACCCGAAGAUUAUGAAAAUACACCUGGAGAACCUGUCGAGCCUUUAGUUACUGAUGAAUCGCUGCAGCAUCUACGAAUCCGAGCUCAGCAAGACCCUACGAUAAUGAAUAUUUUGAAAAAAAUAGCAAAGGGGCUAGGGACUCCUGAACAGUGCAUCCUUCUUCAUAACGAGCUUAUAGGACCUAGCACUUUUCCAUCACCACGACGUGCCAAAAAACCACCUCGUAAACGCAUAACUCUAACGCUAAAUCAACAUGACAAAGACGAGUUCGUAAACAGUCUUCUCAAUGACAGAAAGACAGUUCGUCAGCAUUUCGAUAUCGUUUUCCAACUCAAGGAAGCCCCUGAACAACAAUGGAUACUACCGCGCGGCUCUGUACUUUCGCAUAUGUUUAAUACUUCUACGAAAACUUUGGAUGCAUUGAAGUUGCUUUUCCAUGUAUACAAGCCUACUCAAGAACGUUCUGUGACGGACAUAAAAACCGAAAUCCAAAUCAAAGAUUUUAGUUGCACACUACGAGCAGCGAUUGAAUCUUUGGUGAGCGGAAGUCAUUCAGAACGUUUGUUAAUGGAAAAGCACCGUCGACUUUCGAUACCAGAACCAAGAUAUUAUGUACAGUAUUCUGAGCGUAAUUAA